Messenger RNA from Monopterus albus (swamp eel), 1589 nucleotides. RefSeq names its product zinc finger protein OZF-like. Lineage: Eukaryota; Metazoa; Chordata; Actinopteri; Synbranchiformes; Synbranchidae. The record is from RefSeq and is a predicted model, not a curated record. Gene Ontology annotation, molecular function: RNA polymerase II cis-regulatory region sequence-specific DNA binding; DNA-binding transcription factor activity, RNA polymerase II-specific. The transcript has 3 exons. The coding region runs from base 97 to 1266 and encodes 389 amino acids. Gene Ontology annotation, biological process: regulation of transcription by RNA polymerase II.
AGCCAUCUAUAAAUGUGAAGUAUCUUAUAUUUCAAACGUUGCGAGAAAACGGUGUGACAACCAUCGCUUGUACGGAUAAUUAGAGAGGCUGUAGUCAUGGGCCCGGACACGGCAUCUGUCACUAAAAUGGAACCGUCAGAGGAAAGUCCUGGAGAAGUGGUUGUGAAGGUAAACUUAGAAUCAGAGUCCAAUGAUGUUUCAACCUCCAGUGAGCCCACGAACUCCAAACAGCGAGGGAGCAACGUAUCAAACAAAUGUUACCCUUGCUUCAUUUGUGGCAAGGCAUUUGACAGACCAUCAAAGCUAGAGAGGCAUAAACCUGUACACUUCAGGAAGCCUAAGAUUAUUCAUCAGUGUCAGGACUGUGAUAAGACUUUCACACAACAAGAGAAGCUCAUCCGACACCAGAGCUGCCACAGCAGGACUAACAAGCACCCUUGUCCUGACUGUGGAAAAGUAUUCAACAGGCCUUCAAAGUUAGAGAGGCAUAAGCGCACACAUGCAAAGAAACCAAAGGUGCCUCAUCAGUGUUCAUACUGCACGAAGACAUUCAGUAAACUCAACAAGCUUGUCCGUCACAAGCGAAUGCACACAGGGGAGAAGCCUUUCACCUGCUCGGUCUGUGGGAAAGGAUUCUCUGAGUCAGGUCACUGCAAAGCACAUGAAAAGACACACGAAGAGCAGCCAGAAAAACCACAUUGCUGUGCAGACUGUGGACUGUGUUUCUUUAAGGCCUCAGAGCUUCGUCGGCACUUCCGCUCCCACACAGGAGAGAAACCCUUCAGAUGCACAGUGUGUGAGAGCUGCUUCUCCCGCUCAGAAGGGCUUAAAAGACACAUGAGGAGCCACACAGGGGAAAGACCAUAUAAAUGCAUUAUCUGCGGAAAAGGAUUUUAUUCUCGCCAGGAUAUGAAUAUUCAUGGCUUGACCCACUCAGGUGAGAAACCACAUCUUUGCCCUGUGUGUGGCAAAGGGUUUUCACAACUGGGCAACAUGAAAGAACAUGAACAAAAUGUUCACAUCAAGUCCGAGAAGUAUAUUUGCAGUGAAUGUGGGGCAACCUUCACACGAUACAAAUCACUGACAAAACAUCAGCGGAGACAUACAGGAGAAAGACCCUAUCUGUGCUUCACUUGUGGUCGCGGAUUUUCUUGGAGCCAUUCCCUUAGUAGACACCGGAGAUCACACAUUCACAGACAGAUGUCUAUGGACUUGUCUAAAGACAUAUUACAUUUUGAAGGACCCUCUGAGAAUCCCAGUACUUGAAAAGAGAAGGGGAAUCUGGAUAUAAAGGGCAUUUUAUCCCAAAUCAGUUUUGUUUUAGCCAGACAUUUUAAGUGUAUUGAGAACUAAGUUUGAAACACCUCGCUGCCUGCGUUGGUAUAUGUCCACGAAUUUCAGUUAUAAAUUUUUAGUACAGGGCUCCAGAUGAGCCUUUUAUCACCUGGUAUUUUCAUUGAUCAAAGCCAGAAGGUGCAUAUUUCUGGAAUUACUGUUAACUGAAUUGCGUUGGCUGUUUAAAUGAAUGUUCCUAGAAUAUGUUAUGCUUUGCAUAAUGGUGCAUUCCAUUUGAACUGGGAAUUUGGAAU